GUUUGCAAUGCAAGCGUUCUUUCGUGGAGUGCGAUUUUAGGUUGCAUUUCGAUUGAUAACUACAGUGUACUUAGAAACUUCUAGUGUAAUACAAGAUGCCAAAGUAUUACUGCGAUUAUUGUGACACAUAUUUAACUCACGAUUCACCUAGUGUGAGGAAAACGCAUUGUACCGGCCGAAAGCAUAAGGAUAACGUGAAAUUUUACUACCAAAAAUGGAUGGAAGAGCAAGCUCAACAUCUCAUUGACGCUACAACCGCUGCAUUUAAAGCUGGAAAGAUUGCACAGAAUCCGUUUGGCGGUAAAGGUGCUGCUAUUCCCCCGCCAUGGGAUCCCUCAGUAAUGGGCCCGGGAGGACCGCGACCGCCCGUGCCUACACCCGGAGGCCCGCCUGGCAUGUUGCCGCCGCCUACUAUGGGUCCCGGAGGACCGAUGGCGCCACACAUGAUGAUGGGACCGCACGGCCCAAUGCCGCCUAUGAUGGGAAUGCGACCGCCAAUGAUGAUGGGUAUGGGCCCUAUGGGCCCAAUGGGUCCCAUGGGUCAGAUGCGACCUCCGUUAAUGAACGGUCCGCCUAUGAACAAAUAGCAGAAGUUUAAAGUGAGUGAAAGACGAUAAUUUAAUACAUACAACCAUAACUCAUUAGAAACAUUGUCCUGGAUUUACUGAUAGUUUCUUUAAC
Messenger RNA from Cydia amplana, 681 nucleotides. It is a transcript of the gene snRNP-U1-C, whose product is annotated as U1 small nuclear ribonucleoprotein C. The transcript has a single exon. Gene Ontology annotation, molecular function: pre-mRNA 5'-splice site binding; zinc ion binding. NCBI's taxonomy places the organism in Eukaryota, Metazoa, Arthropoda, Insecta, Lepidoptera, Tortricidae. The record is from RefSeq and is a predicted model, not a curated record. Gene Ontology annotation, cellular component: nucleus; U1 snRNP. Bases 96 to 587 code for a protein of 163 amino acids. Gene Ontology annotation, biological process: spliceosomal snRNP assembly; mRNA splicing, via spliceosome; mRNA 5'-splice site recognition.